AUGGAACAGUUUGCUGAGGGUGAAAUACCUCGUGUAACUUUACAGGGGCCAUACACCUAUGCGCAAACGACCAUCAAGGAAGGCAUUACCUUUAGUAGCGAGGGGACAAUACGGUUUACCGCAAAAGACCAAUAUGUAUUUAUGCCGGAACUUUCUAAUGGAACCGAAUCCGACAAUGUUACAGUUGAGGUCAGCAAGUGGAUCCCAGUUUCUCCUUACGUCGGUAUAAUUACUAACGGAAAUACUUCGUUUGGUGAGAAUUUUACCAUAAAUGAUGGUGUCUCGGACAUUGAAAAACUUGGAAAAGUUGUUGCUUAUAACGAUGAAGUCAGCUUAAAUAUUUGGAGGACAGAGCAAGCAAAUCAAAUUAAUGGAUCUGACGGCUCAUUGUUUCCACCAUUUCGGAAGGAAGGCGUUACUGAGUACGUAUUUUCCGGAGAUAUUUGCCGAUCUCUGGAAUUUGAAAGCCGCGGUAUUGACUAUGUACACGGUGUGCCGACCAUUAAUUUUCAACUAUCCGAAAAAGUUCUGCUUUCUGCCGACGCAAAUCCAGCCAAUCGUGGCUUUUGUGUAGACUAUCCCAAAUGCCCGAAGUCCGGCGUUCUCGACAUGAGCACUUGCAAGCCCAACACACCGAUUGUCAUGUCCCUUCCACAUUUCAAUCAGGUAUUUCGGUUUCCGAAAGUGCAUUGA
This is a messenger RNA of Dibothriocephalus latus, 693 nucleotides long. Lineage: Eukaryota; Metazoa; Platyhelminthes; Cestoda; Diphyllobothriidea; Diphyllobothriidae. The record is from the annotation of a GenBank genome assembly.